GACAUAGAGCCGGAGACUCAAAAAGAGGAACAUUUGAUGGAAGAAAAGAAAAAGAAAAAGCAGGAAGAAAAGAAGAAGAAGGAAGGUGCCCAGAAAAAGGCUGCUGAACAAAAAACCAAAGUGCCAGAACCAAUCAAGAUCAAUUCCAACCAGCCCCAGUCUGCUGCUCCCAGUACUUCCACCAGCACUGUCCAAAACAGCAAUGGCAAGCGAGCACCUGCCAACGGCCAGCAAACCGCGGCCUCCCGUUACCUGCCACGAGAGGUGCCUCCUCGCUUCCGCCAGCAAGAACAGAAGCAAUUAUUAAAAAGAGGACAGCCACUGCCAACUGGGACACUGACCAGUGCUAAUACAGGACAGGAUACUGGACAAACUGGGGCAAGCCCACCUCCACAGCAGGGGGCUGGUGGAGCUCAUCACCCUGCAAAGACUCACUCUGAUCUCGGUCACAGUGGUCUCGGAGACCAUUAUGAAAAUUCCCAUUGGGGACCGCAGCCUACACUCAGAGGUGAAACCAGUUAUAGCUGGGAUAAAGUGAUAAUAGACAGGACUGACAAGGAAGCGUGGCCUUCCAUUACAGGAACUGAGACUGAAUCUGCCUCAGAAUGUACUACAGACACUGACUCUGCCUCCAACUGUGGCUCAGAGAAAAGUAGCAUGGCUACAACGAGUGCCCAAGGCAACUUCACUGGACAUACAAAGAAAUCAAAUGGCAAUAAUGGCGCCAAUGGAGCACUCAUCCAAAGCACUUCUAACCAGAGUGCCAUUGGAGCUGGUGGAGCAAAUGGGAAUGGAAACUUGGCAAGGGUUUGGGGUUCAGCAUCUGGCUCCAACGCUAGCAUUACACACAGCUCCUCCAGUGGUGGGGAAGGAAAGGUGGACAGCAUGAUUGGAGAGGGUAGGAGUCAAAACUGCUGGGGUUCUUCCAACUCAAAUACCGGCAUUAAUCUUAACCUUAACCCUAAUGCCAAUCCAGCUGCCUGGCCUGUGCUUGGACAUGAAGGGACUUUAAGCGGAGGUAACCCCUCAACUAUUUGCAGUCCAGUCAGUGCCAUAGGUCAGAAUAUCAGCAACCAGAAUGGAAACGCUUGGAGAAAUUUGCAGUCACAAGAGAGCACAGAACCACAAACGUCCACUUCUCAGAAUGUGUCUUUCAGCAUACAACCUCAGAACCUUAACACUGAUGGACCAAAUAACACUAACCCCAUGAAUUCUUCACCAAACCCCAUUAAUGCAAUGCAGACGAAUGGACUGCCUAACUGGGGAAUGGCCGUUGGAAUGGGGAGCAUCAUCCCACCACACCUGCAAAGCCUUCCUGGUGCUAAUGGUUCAGUUUCUCAAGUCAGUGGGAUUGGUGGCGACAGCACAGGCAGUUCAGUCUGGGGUUUAUCACCAGGUGUCCCUGCUUCUGGAAACUGCAGUUCUGGGUUCAAUCAGGAAACUGGAGAUACUGCUAGUACAGCCGUAAACGCUAAACAGAACGGAUCUGGGUGUGUAGCUCAGAAAGAUGGCACAGGGGUUAGUGCAUGGGAUUCAGGACCACCUACCAGCCCAGGAGUACUGGCAUGGGGCCGAGGGAGAAGCAAUGGAAAUAUGCAUUCUGGACCUUGGGCUCAACAAAACCGUGGCACAAGCAGCAACAUGAAUGGUGAAUGGGUUAAGGCUCCAAACCAGCAUUCCAGUAAUGACAUCAAUGGAAAGGGAUCUACAGGGUGGGAUAGUAUUACCAUUCAGAAUCCUCCUCAGCAGGGAAGUGAUCAAAUGAACUCAAGGGCCAAAUCUGUCUCAUCGGGGACAUCGUCAAAUGACAGUACUGGAAAUCCAAAUGAAGGAAAGGUGGGAGAAUCUCAGCGAGGAGACAAGGGUUUGCCAGAUCAGGGGCAGAUACAGUUGCCAAGACAAGACCUUGAUCCAAGGGUCCUCUCCAACACAGGCUGGGGACAGGUCCCGGUUAAGCAAAAUAUUGCAUGGGAAUAUGAUGAAUUUCAGCGGCCUGACAAGAAGACUAUUGGGACUGAAGCUUGGGCCUGUAAAAACGCACAGCCCUCAAACUCAGGGGGGAAGAGUGAAGGGUCCAUCAUGAACAGUACAAAUACCUCUUCAGUAUCAGGAUGGGUCGGCCCCCAACCUAUAUCUGCUCCUGUAAAUGCAAGUUGGGUAGAAAAUAAAGCGCCAAAUGGUCCAGUGGGUUGGGGAGAUCCUGCAAGCUCUACUGUCGUCAAUGCUGCUGCCAAAAGUGGUCACGCUUGGGGCGGGUCCACUAAUCAAGAGGACAAGUCUCCUACUUGGAGUGAGCCUCACAAGUCCAAACCCCAAGGCUGGGGUGAUGGGCAGAAAUCAAAUCCCAGCUGGCCAACUGGUGGGGGAGACUGGAAUGAUGUGCCUCCUGUUCCAACACACAUGACUGAUGGGAAGAAAAAUGCAGCUGUAUGGGAUGCCGAUGGAAAGGCUGGAACGAGGUGGAGUGAAAAUUCACGGUCUGGGACCAGUGGGUGGGGAAAUGGCACAAGCACUAAGGCAAAUCCGGGUACAGGCUGGGGGGAACCCAUGAAAACUCCUCAGCAAAACUGGGGCAACAAACCCCAAGACAACAAUGUGAGUGGUUGGGGAGGAGCUGCAUCUGUAAAACAGACUGGAUCUGGGUGGGUUGGCAGACCAGUGCCAUCACCACCUACAGCUAAGCAAAAGGAUGCAAAUGCCGAGUCCAGUGGCUGGGAGGAGCCUUCACCACCGUCCAUACGCCGUAAAAUGGAAAUCGAUGAUGGUACCUCAGCUUGGGGAGACCCGAGCAAUUACAACAGUAAAACUGUAAAUAUGUGGGAUAGAAAUAACACCGUGGUUCAGACUGUCCAGUCCCCCAACUCCAACCCCACCCCAAUCUCUCCUCCAAGUACUAGUUUGGUUGAACCACAGCCACCUCAUCAGUCAAGUGCCCAGCAAAGCCGAUCCCCUUUACUAGGUCCAGGCUGGGGAGACAUACCUCCCGUCCAUUCAAAGACUGAAGCCUCUUGGGGGGAACCUCCUUCUCCGUCUGCUGCAGUUGACAAUGGGACUUCAGCAUGGGGCAAGCCUUCUAACAGUGGUUCUGGUUGGGUGGAUGGCUCUGCCGAAUCUCCUGGAUCCUAUAGAAGGACAAGUGCUCAGACUGCUGCCCCUGUGCUGUGCAAACCAGCUCCAAAAUCUAUGCAAGAAAGCUGGGGAAGUGGAGGAGAGGAAGUGGGCCUCAGCCAGUGGGAGGAUGAGGAAAAUGAUAUGUGGAAUAAUGCUGCUUCCCAAGACAGUAACUCCUCCUGCAAUUCCUGGGGCAACGGCCCCAAGAAAGGACUUUCCAAGGGCAUGAAGACCCCAAAUAAGUCUGAUGAGGCCUGGAUUAUGACCAGAUUGACUAAACAGCUUACUGACAUGGGCUUUCUGAAAGAGCCUGCAGAAGAGGCCUUGAAGAGUAACAACAUGAACCUGGACCAGGCCAUGAGUGCUCUCCUGGAAAAGAAGGUGGAAAUGGACAAGCGUGGAUUGGGAAUGGCUGACUAUAAUGCUAUGGUCGCCAAGCCCCUGAGCUGCCGCCCACCACCGAUCUCCAAAGAGUCUUCCAUGGACCGCCCCACUUUCCUAGAUAAGCUCACCAUCUCUCUCUCCAAUCAGGAUGGCGGCCUAAUGGAAGAGCCCUCUACUUCACCAUUUUUGCCUUCACCAAGCCUGAAGCUCCCCCAUCCAAAUAGCGCACUCCCUAACCAGGCCAUUGGUGGCAUGACACCAGGCCUAAACAUGCAGAACUUGAAUUCCUCUAGACAGAUACAGAGUGGCAAUCUGGGCAUGUUUGGCAAUAGUGGAGCAGCACAAGCCAGGUCCAUGCAACAGCCACAGCAGCCACCAGUGCAACCUCUCAACUCAUCCCAGCCUAGUCUUCGUGCUCAAGUGCCUCAGUUUUUAUCCCCUCAGGUUCAAGCACAGCUUUUGCAGUUUGCAGCAAAAAACAUUGGUCUCAACCCUGCACUAUUAACCUCGCCAAUUAAUCCUCAGCAUAUGACCAUGUUGAACCAGCUCUACCAGCUGCAGCUGGCGUAUCAGCGUUUACAACUCCAGCAGCAGAUGUUACAGGCUCAGCGUAAUGUUUCCGGACCCAUGAGACAACAGGAGCAGCAAGUUGCACGUACAAUCAAUAACAUGCAGCAGCAGAUACAGCAACAUCAGCGCCAGCUAGCCCAGGCCCUGCUUAUGAAGCAGCAGCCUCCCCAUCCUCAUCCGCCAUUACAUCCUCCUGCAGGCAAGUCAGCACUGGACGGCUUCUCCCCCCACCCUGCUGGGUCAAGCCUGACUGACCUGCACACCAAAGAACAGCAGCCUUCUUCUAAUACCUACUCUCCAUACCCAGUUGUUCCUGGAUUAAAUCCCACCAUGAAUGUAAGCACUAUGGACAUGACUGGCAGUCUGUCAGUGAAGGACACAUCCCAGUCUCAGUCUCGUCUGCCUCAGUGGACUCACCCCAACUCAAUAGACAGCCUGGCAAACUCUUCUUCACCUCUCGACCCUAGUCCUGGCAAACAGAGUAACCUGCCUGGGAACCUAACCAUUGGCCCUCCUGUAAAGCCAUCUAUAGAGGACUCCUACAGCCGGUACGAUCUUCUCCCAAGCAAUGAAUCCCCAACAAGUCCCCCUGUUGCUGUUCCUGAUAGCUGGCCACGUGCCAAAUCUGAAAAUGAGAAAAUCUCCAAUGGAUCCAGUAUUAACUGGCCUCCUGAAUUCCAUCCAGGAGUGCCUUGGAAAGGAUUGCAAAGUAUCGACCCUGAGAAUGAUCCUGAUGUGACCCCUGGAAGUGUCCCUACUGGACCCACCAUUAACACCACCAUCCAGGAUGUAAACCGCUAUCUGCUGAAGAGUGGAGCCUUUUCUUCUUCCAUAGCAAAACUGUCUGAUAUAAAGUCAACCUGGUCGUCGAGCCCCAUCUCUCACACUCAAGCGUCCUUGUCUCAUGAGCUGUGGAAAGUACCUAGAAACACUACAGCCCCAACUCGACCUCCACCUGGGCUGACCAACGCCAAGCCUUCCUCUGCCUGGGGUUCAAACCAACUGGGCUGGACCAGCUCGUACUCAACAGGUUCUACUUGGAGCACAGACAGUUCAGGAAGAUCUAGUAGCUGGCUGGUUCUACGCAAUCUUACACCCCAGAUUGAUGGUUCUACACUGAGGACCCUGUGUCUGCAGCAUGGCCCUCUGAUUACAUUCCAUCUGAACCUUACUCAAGGCAACGCCGUGGUCAGGUACAGCUCAAAGGAGGAAGCCGCAAAAGCCCAGAAGUCCCUACAUAUGUGCGUCUUGAGUAACACUACUAUUCUGGCAGAGUUUGCUGGUGAAGAAGAGGUGAAUCGUUUCUUGGCACAAGGGCAAUGUUUGCCCCCCACUUCCAGCUGGCAAUCUAACACUGGGAAUAGUCAGGCUCGACUGGGCGGAGGCGGGGGCUCUCACAACAUGGUGCGCAAUGACACCCCCCACUGGAACCCUCCUUGUUUAAGCAGCAAGGGAAACAAUGAUCUUCUUUGGGGCAGUGUCCCCCAGUACUCCAGCAGUUUGUGGGGCCCUCCAGGGUCAGACGACGCGAGGAUCAUUCGCAGCCCGACACCUCUCAACACUCUGCUCCCAGGAGACUUGCUGAGCGGGGAAUCCAUCUGAAGAAACGUUGCACUUAGAUGCUAUGAAUUUCUAAAUCAUCAGCACGAACUGAAAACUUCAAAACCAAUAAUAUCCAGUCCUUUCCAGUCCAGGCUUUGUGAAGACUUCUUCUUCAGACCCACGUCUUCUCUCCAUGCAGUAUCUUCUCAUCCUCCCCACCGCACCCUUGUGAACUGUUCAGAGAAACAGUAUGGGGGCAUAGGAGGGGAAGGGGAGGGUUCAGGAGGAAGGGGAAGGGUCUGUCUCUUAGUACAAGUGGUCAAGCAAUUUUCUUAAGUUUUUAAAGUGUUCAAAGAAGAUUAAAAAAAAAAAAAGAAAAUGAUCAACGCUGCUUUUGCUGGGACUCAAAAGUAAGGGCACUUUUCAUAUGACAGGGCUGGAGAGGGUUGUUUUUAGGGCAGGGGCUGAGUAGUAGGGUGGGAUCAUAAAAGCCUAUUUUGAAACAAGCCUUGGUCCUUUUUAUGCACAUCAGAUGGGGCCCUUCAGUCAAAGGGGCAGAAGCAAGAUCUGCAUAUUCUUGUCAUUCUGUAUGAAGUCAAUAUUGGUACGGAAACCAAGGAAUGAAGGCUCUAGUUUGACAUCCCCCCCCCCUUUUGGAUCUGCCUAUGCACAUACCCCUUGUCCAGAGCCUUUGCUCCUGUUUUAUUUUUCGUUCAGCCCCCUCGAAAACUUCAAAACUAAAGCUUCAUAUCAGUCAUUAGAUAUACUUGAAUUUAGCAGAUCUCCAUGUUGGCUUCUGUCAGGGUUUUGGGCCUCAGCGAUACAGUUUGUGUAAGUGUCUAUGCACUUUCAAAGGGACACGUCGCAUGAUUUCCAAAAAGUGACAUACAGUAUAAAUGUGUGGACAGGUUCCUUUCGGAAAUCCAUCCCUUUUAUUUUAUUUUCUCCCCCUAUAUAACUGUUUGCUAUUACCACCCACAGUUCUGUGCACAACAAAUCUAGGAGCAGUUCAGGGGGGAAAUUUUAUUUUUAUUUUUUUAUUUGUGUGUUAUAUUGAGUUUAUUAUUGCUUUAUGCUUUAGGUCAGUUUUGAAAUAGAUUUAUCUUGUACUUAUAUACUUUUAUCUUCACCUUUGCACUGAAAUUUUCAAGGCCGCAUCCAGACCUUUGCGGAAAACAUAUAUGUAUAAUGAUAUAUCUGUUUGUGAAUACAUAUACACAUAUAGAUAUAUUCGAAGAGCGUGGAAAGAGGGACAGAGUUAACACGUAUCUAUGUUUACUCAAGGACUUAUUUUUCGAAGAAGAAAAAAAAAAUUGCAGCGUGCUUAUCUCUGAAGAAAAACUCACAAACAGUUGUCUACCUUUCCAAUGAUUCUUCUUUGAGGGGGGUAAUGCAUAUUUAUGGACACUUGUAUCUACUUGGGGGAGGGGGACAUUUGCUUUGGCUCUUGGACUUGUAAACUGGAGCAGCCGCCACGAGCAGAUCCCCAAAAGGAACACUGCAGAAUGCAGGUUUUGAACUGCGUCUAAAUGCAGAAGCCUCUCCUGGCUCUAACCUGUUUACAAAACUCUUUUUGUUUUAUGUUACUGUGUUUCCUGCUUUUUCAUUUUUUUUUUUUUUUUCUCUCCAAAAAAAAAAAAUAGUAAGACUUUAAAAAAAAAAAAGCAAAAAAAAAGUAAAAUAAAAAAACAGGAAAAAAAAUUACUUCCAUUGAAUUUAAAAUCUCUAUUUUCAAAUAGCUAUUCCUUUACAUCUCGGGGAAAGUACCAGUGUUUUAUUAAAGAAAAACAAAAUAACUUUAGCCAUCGCUGUGCAGCAUUUUAUUUUUUCCCCCCUUUUUUAUAUUUUACAUUUUUUGUCCGUUUUUUUGUUUUCCUGACGUGAACGAAAGUCAAAAAACAAAACAAAACCUUUUUUUUUUUUUAAAUCACUAUCUUGCACAUCGUGGAUAUCUUUCUCAGGAAAAUGUGACAUUUCCAGAGGAGUAGAACACCACAAAAAAAAGACAAAAAAAACAAAAACAUUUCAUUGUAUUUUUAAGAAAAAGGAGGAAAAAAAGGUAUUUAAAAAAAAAAAUGAAAAGAAAAUGAAAAAAAAAAUGAAAUGAAAACUAGAUUACCCGGCUUCAAGCACUGAAAAUGGAAGGGGGAAAGAACGGAACACGUACAAGAGGAAGGCAAACAAUCCCUGUUUGUAGCAGUUACCUAAUUACCAAAUAAUGGACUCGAAAUGUUUCAAGAGUGCUUUAUAUGUUUGAAAAAAAAAUAUUGCUUUAUGUUGAAUCAAAAACUGAUUUUCUUGUCUCUAAGUUAGAAGAAAGACAAAAAAAAUAAGAAUAAGAUACUUUUCCGAGGAGCUGAUGGAAAUACCUUUUAUUGCAAACACAGCCUGUAACGCAAAGGAGGCCGAACCUUUCCCGUUUCAAUUUCUCUCGGGGAUGGUCCAUUUUGGUGUCACUAAAUGGGCAAGAUGGACUUUGAGCGAUUUGGCUUUAAGUGGAAAUGUAUGGUUUGGAUCUCUGCUAUGGCUGGUGCCAUCUCUAACGGCCCAUGAAUUGUUCUGCCUUGUGGGCCGUUUCAACAGGGCCGCCAUCCCUUGCGGUACUGGAGCAGUUUAUAGGAUCCUGAUCUAUGCACAAGCCAAGUUUGAGACAGAGCUACCAUUUUGUUUUGUUUCUUUGUUUUCUUUAGUUUACUAGAUUUUUAAUCUAAAACUAAUUUGUCCUGUGCAAAUAUUGAACGUCCCUUUCUCCCCCUUCUGGCAAAGCAGAUGGGGACAAUGACUUCAGACAGUACAACCUGUGUAUUGUAGCCCCGUUUUAUGUGUGAGGGGGUGGGGGUUUCUUCAUCAGUUAAUAUUGUAUGUGUUACUUCAUAAUGCUACCUCUGUCUGCCAUACACUGCCCCUAGACGGGCGGAGGGACAGACUGUGACACGGGAGGGGGAGUUCUUCUCCUCUCUCAUCUUCUUACACAAUUAGAAUUUGUCUGUUACAGGCACUGGGACAAUCCUUAAAAUUGUGGCACUCCAUUGGUUUUUCGAGGUUAUUUUUUAUUUUUUUUAUACUCUAUGUGCAUUACGUUGCUGAUCUCUCCAGCGCUUACUUGUGCUUGUUAUGAUAUAUUGUUUUAACGUAUAAGGCGAGAAGGUUAAAGGUUUACAAAGUGAGCGGAGUGUCUGACACGACUUCUUUCCGUAAAGAAGGUUUGUUUCACUAAUUUCUGUUGGAUGCAAUAUUGUCCCAAAGAUUUUAAGUAAAAAAAAAAAAACUAAAAAAAAAAUAAGUUUUACUGCCCUUUAUCUCUCUAGCUGCAAAAGGGUUAUUUGGUAAUACACAAGUUCUACUGUACUAGCAAGGCAGGUUGUCCGAUGCGGGCACACAGCGGGAAAGUGCAUGACGCUAUUGAUUGUGUACAAGAAAAUGUUAACUGUUCCUACGUGUGACGCAUCCAUCUGCCGUUCCUCUUUCCUCUGUAUUUGUCUGCAGGAAUUCUGGACAAAAAGUAAUAUUUUUUUUAUUUUUUUUAUUUUUUUGGGGGGGGGGGGGGGGUGUAAACUGCUAACCACUUUUCUGCCAGUGCAACCAACAAUGCAGUGCACUAGUAAUGUAUUGUAAUGUGCCCCUUCCUGACAGAAAAGAGGUUCAAGAGCACUUUUUGUCAUCUGUUGUGAGGAGCGAUUAAAAAAAAUAAAAAUUGAAUGCGAAAAUGCCACUACACAGCGGUUCUCUCGCCAGAAGAGCACCACCGACACGCUCCACAUCAGACGCCCCCUGCGUGUCCGUUAAAACCCAGCUUACUGACCAGGGGACAGUUCUGUGUACCAGAAACACAAGGCAUUUGAACAUUUCUUCCAUGUGAAAAAAAAUAAAAAUCUAUAAAUAUAUAUAAAGGAAUAUAUAGUAUUGAAGGACACACAAGUCUCAUGUUACUGAAUUUAAGAUGAAAAAAAAGAAGAAAGCGUUUUGUGUAUUUUUUUUUUUUUUUAUGUUGGUGUCUGUAACUGAAAUUUAAGGACAAGAGGAUGUUUGUGGCUUAUUAAUGUUUUAUUUUAUUUUUUAUUUUUAUUUUUUCCUCUCUCCUAGAAUGUGUUUGUUAAUGAAUUGCACCAAAAGAUGCUAUCAAAAAAAAUGUUGAAGCUUCUUAAAAAUUUAAUAAACUGCAGUUUUGUUUG
Messenger RNA from Bufo gargarizans (Asiatic toad), 9779 nucleotides. It is a transcript of the gene TNRC6C, whose product is annotated as trinucleotide repeat containing adaptor 6C. Bases 37 to 5667 code for a protein of 1876 amino acids. Gene Ontology annotation, biological process: miRNA-mediated post-transcriptional gene silencing; positive regulation of nuclear-transcribed mRNA poly(A) tail shortening. The transcript has 21 exons. Lineage: Eukaryota; Metazoa; Chordata; Amphibia; Anura; Bufonidae. Gene Ontology annotation, cellular component: nucleoplasm; P-body. Gene Ontology annotation, molecular function: protein binding; nucleic acid binding. The record is from RefSeq and is a predicted model, not a curated record.